AUUCAAUCCAUUAUUUCCAUCAUAUUAUGAUCAUCACGGAUCGCUUGUCCGUAUCAUUGAGGUCCCAUUGUAUUAGCAUCACAACUACUAUUAAUUUCUGCCAUGGUAUACUCCUAGGCUGAUACUACCCACAAAAGAUGCUAAUAAAACAGGUUCGCCCCAUAACUGACGAAGACACGGGCCUAAGGGUCCUCCACGAACCAGCAGUGGAGACAACUGGAAACCAAGCACCUGUUAUCGAGUACGCACCCUCUAUCCUCACCUGAAACUUCCUAUUCUCUCUAACGCGUUUAAGCAUUGUCGCGAUCCAUGGCAUCGGUGCCCAUCCCGUCGAUACUUGGUGUAAAAGGGUCGGCACAGGCGAAACGUCGCACUACGUCAACUGGCUCGAGAAAGAAGACAUGCUGCCAUCAGUAGUACCGAAUGCUCGGAUAAUGCGAUAUGGAUAUAUGUCCCGGUGGUAUGGGGAUGAGGCUAUUCGCCAGAAGACAACCGCUGUUGCAAACCGUCUACUUGGAUCUUUGAAACGCACAAGAAAGGCAAGCUGUUAUAUUGCCUUAUUUAAUUCAAAGUACUAAUUUUGUUUCUAGGGCACUGCUCUCCAAUCGCGGCCUCUCAUUUUCGUCGCUCACUGUUUUGGUGGACUGGCCAUUUUACAGGUGUGAACGCUGAACUUGUAUAAAAGAACGACUAGCUAAACAUGAUAGGCACUUCUUAACGCGGAACGUUUUCCUGAAGAAUGGCCUGGGAUAUAUUCUUCCACUUACGGCGUAGUGUUUCUUGGUACCCCUUUUAGAGGGGCCCCUGGAUUAACACUGAACGAACUUCUUAAGGCGGUAAAUGCGGAGCACCUAGAUACAAUCCAAGGAGAAAUCUUACGGAUACUUGAUCCUGAUGAUGAAUCGCUGCUUGAGAUGGUACAUGUCUUUGAGAAGGUUCAGGCUAGGUCACUACAGAGAGCCAAGAUUACGUGUUUUUUUUGAACAGAAGCCAUGUAAUGUUAAGGCUAUCUUGGGAAAAGAGGGGAAGAAGGUAUGUUAUACCUAAACCUGGGGAAGCUCUAAGGCUAAUUAGGAUAGUCAUUUGCAGUUUCGGAAGGCUCUGGCUGCCUCGGCUCAGCGCAGAAAAUCGGUCUCCAACGGAAUCAUUUCGACAUGAACAAAUUUGGGAAGCCUACAGACGAGGAGUAUCUGACAGUAUGUGAUGCUAUAACUGAUAUCGUGGAUGCUAUCCCUACUAUGGUCUCAGCUCAGCCUCAGUGUAAGUUGUCCUUGCCAUCUAAAUAUAAUUAAUAUCUAAUUGAUACAUAGCCGAGCAACCGCCUUAUCGUGGAGGUAAAGAUAGCCUUAUAUUUGAUAGCAAGCUUGAACAGCAAGAUCUUAGUAAGACUCUCUAUAUAUAUCCUUUGAUUAGAUUAUCUCUAAUAUUGCGUGAAGCAUGCCUUCGGUCUCUAGCUUUCUUAGAAAUGGACUAUCGACGACACGAUACGCAACGAGCUCAUGCAAAUACAUGUGGCUGGAUUACUAGUGAUAUCUCGUACACUACCUGGCUUAAGGAAGGCUCUGGAAUUCUCUGGAUCAAGGGCAAGCCUGGAUCGGGGAAAUCUACAUUAAUGGAAUUUCUCCUUCAGCAUUUCAAGAAGCAACCUCUCUGCCAGGAAUCCAUUCAACUUUCGUUCUUCUUACAUGGUCGGGGUACUAUGUUACAGAAAAGUCGCCUUGGAAUGUAUCGGUCUCUCUUACAUCAGUUGCUACGAACGGUACCCACUGCUCAAGCUGAAUUUCGCCACGCUUUUCAAGAGAGGUCUAGGAGUCAAGGAGAUCCUGGAAAGGACUGGAACUGGCAUACCAAUGAGCUCCGUGCCUUCUUCAUGAACGCUGUUGAGUAUGUUGCAAAAAAACAUCCAGUCAAUAUAUUUGUCGACGCAUUGGACGAGGCGAACGAUGGUACCAGCGAUCAAAAGACAAGUCAUCAAAUUGUUUCGGAUUUCCACAAACUAAACGACCUUCUAUAUUGCCAAAAGCUCCGCUCCACAAUUUGCUUCUCAUGCCGCCACUUUCCUAUUGUAGCUGAUAAUCAAGGACGUGAUAUCUAUGUUGAAAACGAAAAUCAUAAAGACAUCUCACAUUACGUUUACGAUGAGCUUCAGAGAAGACUUUCUGUGAGUGAAACUGAGAAACAAUACUUGGUAGAACUACAAAAUACCAUUGUCGAAAGAGCACAAGGAGUAUUUCAAUGGGCCACACUUGCGGUUGGUUUAGCGGUUCAACAUCACAAUAAUGGUAUACCACCAGAUGAGAUAAGCUAUAUGUUAGCAAAGGUUCCUGAAGAGCUAGGUGGUGUCUAUAGACAUAUCCUAAGCGAGGUCAUCGACAAGAACAGUCACAGGCAAACUCUACGUCUUAUGAGAUGUGUAUAUCUCGCGGAACGACCUUUGACAGUAACUGAGAUUUGUUUCGCUAUGUAUCUACCAGAUACCGAGGUACUUAGCGCAGAGCUUUCUCUUACAAACCUAUCAUUGCCCACGCAUAAUGUGAUGGAGNGUUGGUUUAGCGGUUCAACAUCACAAUAAUGGUAUACCACCAGAUGAGAUAAGCUAUAUGUUAGCAAAGGUUCCUGAAGAGCUAGGUGGUGUCUAUAGACAUAUCCUAAGCGAGGUCAUCGACAAGAACAGUCACAGGCAAACUCUACGUCUUAUGAGAUGUGUAUAUCUCGCGGAACGAUCUUUGACAGUAACUGAGAUUUGUUUCGCUAUGUAUCUACCAGAUACCGAGGUACUUAGCGCAGAGCUUUCUCUUACAAACCUAUCAUUGCCCACGCAUAAUGUGAUGGAGUGUGAGAGGCCGGACCUUGAACAGCUCAAAGGUGUGGUUUCGAAUAUUGAAUUAAGAAGUGCGUGAAGACUACAUACAUCCGAGCUCUUCCUCUAUAUAUAGAGAGAGGAAGAGCUUCCUGAAUAUUCCAAGAAACUUGCAAGAAACUUGAAUGACGAAUACAUGAUGUCAGAAGAACAAAACAAGAAAGUGUGGAAUGGUGGAAACCUGUUUGGCGGUGGGGUAAUGGCCAGUGCUAGGCGGGGACUUUGGUCAGUGCUUAGCGAGGGCAUGGCCCGAGCCUCCAUCAUGGGUUCCAACCCUCACAUGGAGCGACAAAUUACUAGCCUGUCCGGGGGCCUGAUUGAGCUAAGACAGCAUGAGAAGGAUCAGAUAACACAGUUUAUUCACCAAUCUGUGAAGGAUUUCAUUUUUCAAGAUGGACUCCAAUUGCUCGACAAGAUGGAUUCUCAAGACCUGAUCGGACAAGGUCACUAUCAGUUGUCACUUGUUUGUGGAAACUACAUAAAAAUGAGUGAAAUGGAUAAGACAAGCAGUAUCGAUGCUGUUUCUAUAAAAGGUCGACUUCCUUUUGUAGAUUAUACUACAAAAUCUUGGUUCCUCCAUGCUGAAAAAGCCGACACACGAGGGAUUUCACAAGAUUACCUCCUUCGUUACAGCCAAUACUAUCCAAAGCUAAUUAAGCGUUGGGUAAAUUACUAUCAAAUCCUUGAUAGAUAUAAUUCUUCUGAACGCCGGCCUGAGAAUGAUUCUACCUUGCUCCAUAUUGCCUCUUCCGCUGGUCUAUUAAGUGUUGUAAGGGGUAUACUCUUGCAAAAUCCCGAUAUUGAGCAAGUUGAUGGCUCAGGAAACCGGGCUCUGCACCAUGCAUCUCGUUGGGGCCAUACAAAGGUUGUUAAAGCUCUACUCGAUAUAGGCGCAGAUUUUGACUGCUGUANAUUGAGCAAGUUAAUGGCUCAGGAAACCGGGCUCUGCACCAUGCAUCUCGUUGGGGCCAUACAAAGGUUGUUAAAGCUCUACUCGAUAUAGGCGCAAAUUUUGACGCAGAAAAUCACAGCGAGUGUACAGCACUCGAGCGAGCAGCAGCUAAUGGACAUGAAGAGGUAGCUCAGAUGCUACUUGCUAAAGGUGCAAAUAUCAACAAACAAACCGGAAGUACUGGAAAUGCCUUAUAUGGAGCUGCCGCCAAAGGAAGUAAAACUGUAGUACAACUACUCCUUGACAACCAAGCUGAAGUCAACGCUCAAGGCGGGGAGUAUGGCAACGCUCUCCAAGCUGCAGCAUCUGAACGCCAUCAAGCAAUUGUGCAGCUGCUCCUUGACAACCAAGCUGAAGUCAACGCUCAAGGCGGGUUUUAUGGCAACGCUCUCCAAGCUGCAGCAUUUGGGGGCCAUCAAGCAACUGUGCAGCUGCUCCUUGACAACCAAGCUGAAGUCAACGCUCAAGGCGGGGCCUAUGGCAACGCUCUCCAAGCUGCAGCAUCUGGACGCCAUCAAGCAAUUGUCCAGCUGCUCCUUGAAAAUAAAGCAGACUCGAGUUAUCUUCAUCCAAACUUCGCCGAUGGCCAUCGCGUGCAAACUCUCUACAUUGAAGAGAUUGUCACGAUGUUACUUAACAGUGCUUCUAAGAUAAAAUCUUUUCAUUCUAAUGUCCAAAAAGGUCACGAUUCCGCAGUUGCUUCAGCACUAGACAGCGGCAUGAAACCCGAUGUCCCUGGUGGCUGGUACUUAUAUGCUUUACAUACUGCAGCGAGUCAAGGGAACCUUUCAAUUAUCGUUUUGUUAUUAGCAAAAAGCAAUGCCGAGCUCGAUAUACCAGAUUUCGCUGGUCGAACCCCGCUUUGGCUAGCUGCACAAUCAGGCCAUGUUUCUGUCUUAGACAAACUUUUUGAAUCAGGAACAGUAGAUAUCAAUCCUCGAGACCUCGAAGGUAGAUCAGCGCUUUGGCAGUCCUCGGCUCGUGGACAUCUCAAUGCUGUCAAGUGGCUACUAAGUCGGAAUGCCAAUCAUAAGAUUCCAGACAACUAUGGAUUGUCGCCCUUAGAGAAAGCCGAGAUUGAAGGUCACAAAUCUAUUAUAGAGGCUAUAAGGAGAGCCCCUUGACACGAAAACCGAGACUUCGCACUAAUCCUGUUCAAGAACGAAAAUCUAGGAGGAGGAAAUGUGUACUAAUUCAGUGAAGUGGGUUGAAAAUGUAUAUCCCACCGUCGCAUGAAUUCUACAGCACCAGGUUCAAAGCCCAAAUGCUAGACUUGAAAUUUGAGCAAGUCUGAAGCGACAUUUCAGCUUGUCAAGGUCAUAAACAUCUGCAUCGACGGUCCUGAUUCCGUUGUCCGAGGUGGGGCAGGAAAUUUUUAGGAUGUGGUAUAAUGUAGUGUUUUUCUAGGCUUGGUUAAGGAAAUCAAUUGCCAGAAUAAGAGGGGGCGAUUAUGUUAAAGGAGCAGGAUCUAAUAUUGAAUAGUGUGCAUAGUUUAAUUCUUCACCCUUAAU
Hymenoscyphus albidus is the source of this 5323-nucleotide messenger RNA. The record is from the annotation of a GenBank genome assembly. NCBI's taxonomy places the organism in Eukaryota, Fungi, Ascomycota, Leotiomycetes, Helotiales, Helotiaceae.